AUGAGAAGUUGUGACGUACGAGCACGCGUGACGACGAUCGAUCGAAGAAUAAUCCGCCCGCUCCAACCUCUACUUUGGAUUCGUCAGCCCGCCGAGCCCGCUCCACGACCCCGACAGCGCCGCCGCCGCUUCCUGCCUCGCGACCGCCUCCACCGCCGCGAUCGCCUCGUCGUCCGCGCGCGCCUCCUGCGCGCUCCGCGCGUACCCGCCCGUCAUCCCGUACGACAACCGAUACAACAGCGACCCCGGCGGCGCGCCCGCGUCGACGAUGACGUCGCGCUCCGACACCCCGCCGCGGUUCACCGCCCCCGGGCCCGACCCGGCGACGCGCUCCGGGUGCGUGUCGAUGUCCACGCCCGAGUUGGACGCGUCCGAGGAGGCGAGGUCGGUACUCGCCGCGGCGGCGGCGGCGCUCGUCGUCGAGGCGUGGUGGCUCGCGUCGUGAUGAUGCCGCGGCGUGAACACGGCGCUCUGGACGUAGGCGAGCGCGGCGGCGGCGGAGCCGCCGCCGCCCGCCGCCGCGGAGAUGCCGAGCAGCGCGCCGCUGAUGCCUAA
Micromonas pusilla CCMP1545 is the source of this 555-nucleotide messenger RNA. RefSeq lists its product as uncharacterized. The coding region runs from base 1 to 555 and encodes 184 amino acids. The transcript has a single exon. Lineage: Eukaryota; Viridiplantae; Chlorophyta; Mamiellophyceae; Mamiellales; Mamiellaceae. The record is from RefSeq and is a predicted model, not a curated record.